AUCUGAUACGUUUAGAAUACAUUAACAUUGUUCCGCUUUGCUCCAACACACUAGUAGAAGAUUUAUGAUAAAAAGGGCUGGCGGCUUGCUUUGUCUCACUUUAUGUGUGCUUCCCAGAAGGUUCAGUACCACUACCAUCAAGAUCAUAGCUCUAUAUAGUGCCUCAUGAUCUUCCACUUCUUAUCAGAUACUCUUUGCUUCACUACACUGAUAUCUGAUAUCUCCUAGGACUCCUCUAGUUUUUGUUUUUUUAACUUAUAUCGUUAACUUCCAAGAUAUUCUUCUGUUUUUUUUAUUUUUCCCUGAAAGUUCAUCUUAAUAUAUCUUGCAAUUCUGCUACUGCGACAGACUUGAAUAGGUGAAUCUUCAAUCUUUUCUCUUAUCUUUCAAGCUUCUUUAUACUGUGAUAUUUCACUUAGAUUUCUUUAAAGUCAAAUUCUUUUAUGGAUACCCUUCUUGAAGAACUCCAAGGUCCUGAAUUCAUGAAUGUGAAUUCAUUCAACCAUGGCUCAGUUACACUACGCUCAAAACAAGAUCUUGCAAACGGAUUUAAAGUCAACCAUGAAUUUUUCCAAGAGCCUUUCCUUCCAACUAAUCCACUUCAGGAUCCUGGUGAUGAUUCAAGUCCAUCUUCAACUGGCACCAGCCUGGAGGGAGAUCCAGCAGAUACUGAAAUUUCCAAUGCCACUCUCAGGUACAUAAACGAGAUGCUUAUGGAAGAAAACUUGGAGGCUAAACCCUGCAUGUUGCAGGAUUGUCUGGCCCUCCAGUCUGCUGAAAAGUCAUUCUAUGAAGUCCUUGGUCAGAAAUAUCCUUCCUCCACUGAUCAAUUAUAUCCUUGUUUUGAUCAAAACAUUGGGAGCCCAGAUGGUUAUUUCGAAGGGAGCAGCAGUGUUGAUAGCAGUAACAGCUAUACUAUUACUAGUGUUGACAAUCUGGUUGAAUCCAAUUGGAUUUAUGAUCAGGGUGAAUUCAAAUCCUUUUCUGUGCAAUCUUCUGCUAUUGACUCUUCAGGAUACGCCUCUCUGCUACUGGAUUCAUUCAGUGAAAGACAGCCAGUUGAGUCCCAUCCACAUGGAAAUCAUGAAAUCAUUGAUUUGGAGAGCAGCCCAUCAGUGUCUCCCAAGCAAACCACAGAUGCUGCGGAAAACGCAGACAUGAAUAGGAGGCACACCUCACCAAAUGGGUCAAGUAGAAGGAAAAAUCAUCAGCGUGAGGAUUCUGACGAUCUAGAAGAAGGAAGGAGCAACAAACAAUCAGUGAAUUAUGCAGGAGAUUCUGAGUCACUAGAGAUGUAUGAUGAAGUAUUGCUUUGUCCCGGUGGAAUCAACGAUUCGAAAUCAUGUGCUCUUCGUGACUCUUCAGGAAACGGAGCAAGCAAAAAGUUGCAGCAGAACGGGGAUUCAGGAGGAUCUAAUGGAAAAACAACACGUUCGAAAAAGCAAGGUAACAAAGGUGGAGAAAUAGUAGACUUUUGGAGUCUGCUAACUCAAUGUGCACAAGCUGUGUCAAGCAGUGACCAAAGAACCGCAAAUGAAUUACUCAAGCAAAUAAGGCAGCACUCUUCUCAGUUCGGAGAUGGAAACCAGAGAUUAGCCCAUUACUUUGCUGAUGCCCUUGAAGCACGCUUGGCUGGCACCAGGGUGUCAAUGCAUCCCGUUGUGAGUAAUGGGACAUCUACUGCUGAUAUCUUGAAAGCUUAUAAGGUAUACAUAUCCGCAUGCCCUUUCAAAAGGAUGUCAAAUUUCUUUGCUAAUAGAACAACUAUGAAACUAGCACAGAAAGCACCAAGGCUUCAUAUUAUUGAUUUUGGCAUUCUCUAUGGUUUUCAAUGGCCUUGCCUCAUCCAACGUCUCUCUGAAAGGCAUGGCGGAGCUCCUAAGCUUCGGAUAACGGGAAUUGAGCUUCCCCAAUCAGGCUUUCGGCCUACAGAAAGGGUCGAGGAGACAGGGCGUCGCUUGGAAAAUUACUGCAAGAGAUUCAAUGUCCCAUUUGAGUACAAUGUGAUAGCACAGAAAUGGGAAACUAUUAAAUUGGAGGAUCUCAAAAUUGAUAGGGAUGAACUAACAGUUGUUAACUGUUUAUUCCGGUUAAAGAACAUUCCUGAUGAAACAGUGGCAAUGAAUAAUCCGAGGGACACUGUCCUAAAGCUGAUCAAGAAAAUCAAUCCAGAUUUAUUCAUGCAUGGGGUCGUUAAUGGAACAUACAAUGCACCCUUCUUUGUCACGCGAUUCAGGGAGGCACUCUACCACUUCUCUUCUUUGUUUGACAUGUUUGAUGCCAACUUGCCUCUUGAAGAUCCUGGGAGGUUGCGGUAUGAGAAAGAGAUAGUUGGAAGGGAAGCCAUGAAUGUCGUAGCGUGUGAAGGUUUGGAAAGGAUUGAAAGGCCAGAGACCUACAAGCAGUGGCAGGGCCGGAACUUGAGGGCUGGGUUCAGGCAGGUCCCAUUAGACCAGGAACUCGUGCAGAAAGUGAAGAAAACAGUGAAGUCAGAAUAUCAUAAGGAUUUUGUUGUGGACGUGGAUGGUCAGUGGUUGCUACAAGGAUGGAAGGGGCGUAUUAUCUAUGCUUUUUCUUGUUGGAAACCAGCAUAGGAGUUCCCAUCAAAAAAAAAAAAAAAAAAAAAACUGCUUAGAAGUUUUGUACAGUAUUGCAAAUCCUAUGUUUGUUUUUGGUUGUCUUUUGGCACCGUCACUAAUAGCUUUUACUAGUACUGAUGCUUGGUUUGUUGCUAUCCCCGACAAUAUAACAACGAAUUAUUGUAUUGCAAUCAAUAUUUCCUUUUUGUUGA
Messenger RNA from Quercus robur (English oak), 2791 nucleotides. Its product is annotated as scarecrow-like protein 30. Gene Ontology annotation, cellular component: nucleus. Lineage: Eukaryota; Viridiplantae; Streptophyta; Magnoliopsida; Fagales; Fagaceae. The transcript has a single exon. Gene Ontology annotation, biological process: regulation of DNA-templated transcription. Gene Ontology annotation, molecular function: DNA-binding transcription factor activity; sequence-specific DNA binding. The record is from RefSeq and is a predicted model, not a curated record. The coding region runs from base 444 to 2594 and encodes 716 amino acids.